AUGGACGCUACCGACCCCCUCUGCGCCAUCUCCUCGACUGCGCGACUCCUUCCGCGAACCCUUGGCCCCGCCCCCGCCAUCGGGCCUUCCCCCUCGAAGGCCCGCGACGCGCUCCUCGAGGCCAUCGCACUCGCCCGGUCUCUGAAAGGGUCUGAGGAGCUGGUUAAGCAGGCUACAAUGGUGCCGAAGGAACACGGGGACAUCCAGGCUCUCUACCAUGAUGAUGGAGUGAAAGGCAGGCCUCCUGCAAAUGGCAGCAAAGAGCAACAGGGAAGAAGGCCAGCACUGGAUCGUAAACGGGCUCGGUUUGCUAUGAAGGACACUGGAAGCAAACCGGUGCCUGUUGUGGAUCAAUCUAAGUUAUCAAAUAUUUUAGAUCCAAUCACAUUCUUCAUGACCUUGGAUCGGCUUGAAGGGUGGCAUCGAAUUUCAGAGUUAGAGAAACAUUUGUUUCCUGGAGGUGCAGCAAAUGCUAAAUGCACAGAUGAUGAAUCUAAAGGGUCACCGGAUAUUGUGAUGGGUGAACCAUCAUUGGUGCAUUAUUCUUCUGAUGUUCUGAUGACUGAUGAGAACUUUACUGCAAGUGACGUUGACAGGGAGACCCCAAAUCUGGGUGCUAGAGCAGCAGACCCUGUUCUUGAUCCUGAACCAAACUUGCCUGAUCAUGCAUAUGAAAGGCAACCUGGAGGUUCCUCACUUGGUUUGUACAGAGACACAGAAGUUGGAGUUGCCAAAGAAAAUGAGACAUGUAGCAAGAGCAUUAUAUUUGUGGAGGAAGAUGAUGUGCCAAUAGACUAUAUAACUAUUGGCAGGUCUACUGAUGAAACAGAAGUUUCUUCUUCUCAUCCUUUGGAGGGCAGCUCGACAGAAGAAUUGGUCACUAAACCAGUUAGACAUGCGGCUCCAGAUGGUAUCUGUAGGACUUCACAUGCAGCUGAGGAUAGCAUUCAACAUCUAGUAACGGUCAAAGAGGGUGGUGUCCUACAAGAUAAGUCAAGCCAGUUGUUGGAGAUGCCUCAGGAAGAUAUUAAUCCACUGAAUCAGGCUCAGAUGCAUGGUGGAAGCACUAAGAAAUCGGCACCUGAUCUAUCCCCGACCAAACAGAAGAAGCAACAAGCAGUUCAAGAAAGGAAAAGGAAGCAACAGUCAAAGAGGGGAAAAAAGUGGCUGUGUAUUUUCUUUACAGGUGAAUCCCUGAAAAUACCCCAAACAAAUUUUGAAUCGGAGAAUCAACCUCAUAAUGAUGAUGUCAACAUUGAGAAACAGACAAUUACGAGUAGCACACCUUCACCAAAUGGUGCCAAGGAGCAAAAGAGAGCUCAAAGGAGAAACCAGCCCAAAAAAAGGAAUCAAAGAAAAAUCCUUGGAGAUGCUGACCUUGCAUGCCAGCCUGGAGUGAGAAAAAGCUCAAGAACACGCUCAAGGCCUUUGGAGUAUUGGCUUGGUGAAAGAUUACUAUAUGGGCCUAUACAUGACAAUUUGCAUGGAGCUAUUGGCAUCAAAGCAUACUCCCCUGGCCAAGAUGGCAAGAGAUCAUUGAAAGUGAAAUCUUUCGUGCCUGAACAGUAUUCAGAUCUUGUUGCUAAAUCUGCAAGGUAUUGAAGCCAAGAUUUUCCAAAGAGGAUCACGCCUUGUGACCUGUUGCUUUGUCACCUCACUAUGUGAUGUUGACAUGUAUUGGUAGAACUGCAGUACUGCACAACGAAAUGCAUGUUAACUUAGGCAGGUAUCAAAUGGAUGAGUAUCUAGUUUGGAUGCGCUACUACCCAUUCGGCUACUCGCUACGUGGAGUCUAGGGUGUCAAUUGACAUUUGCAUGUAUACAUAGUGGUACUUGAUAGUAAGACAGUUUUAGGUUCAGACUCUUGAAAA
Molecule: messenger RNA, 1871 nt
Organism: Zea mays
Lineage: Eukaryota; Viridiplantae; Streptophyta; Magnoliopsida; Poales; Poaceae
Exons: 12
Coding region: 1-1602 (533 amino acids)
Biological process (GO): spindle attachment to meiosis I kinetochore; attachment of mitotic spindle microtubules to kinetochore; kinetochore assembly
Cellular component (GO): kinetochore
Molecular function (GO): centromeric DNA binding
Source: RefSeq, a predicted model, not a curated record